Patella vulgata (common limpet) is the source of this 3577-nucleotide messenger RNA. RefSeq names its product Bardet-Biedl syndrome 7 protein homolog. Gene Ontology annotation, biological process: intracellular transport; intracellular protein localization; non-motile cilium assembly. The transcript is spliced from 19 exons. Gene Ontology annotation, molecular function: protein binding. Gene Ontology annotation, cellular component: axoneme; BBSome; ciliary basal body. The record is from RefSeq and is a predicted model, not a curated record. The coding region runs from base 159 to 2300 and encodes 713 amino acids. Lineage: Eukaryota; Metazoa; Mollusca; Gastropoda; Patellidae.
ACUAAUAGAAGGAAGAAGCGCAGUCGGCAAAAAAUAAAUGAGAAUGUUCAUACUAAACAAAAAUUAAAAUUGUCUUGAAUGUUUCGGUGAAAAAAAAAAUCGUCUAGACCUCAUUAUUUAAAGACUUAUAUUUGUUUCAUUUCCCACCAGCUUUCACUAUGAUGCAAUUAAACCUAACUCGUGUUGAUUACUUGCAGGUGGGGAUUACUUCUCCUAAGUCUAUGAGAUUAUUACCUACAACUGGUAAAGUUCAGAGGAUAGCAGUAGGUGAUAAUAAUGGUUUAUUACAAUGUUUUGGUGUCAAGAAAGGAGAAACACAGCAAACAUUCCAGACCAAUCUUUCGCAGAAAAUAAGUCGCUUGGAGUUGGGCGGACCUGUAGGUGGCGUUAAAGAUCGUAUAUUCAUCGCUACAGGACCAGAAAUAAAAGGUUUCACAAAGAAAGGAAAAAAUUUCCUUACAUUUGACACCAAUAUGUCUGAACCUGUUCAAUCAUUCCAUGUUCAAGGAUCUGAUUUAUUUGUUUGUGGUAAAUUUAUCUACAAUCAUUAUCGAGAUUGUAAAGACGUCAAUGAUUUUCUGUGUGGAGAUGAAAUCAAUGAUGUUUUAUGUUUACCAUUGGACCGAGUCCCUGAAGCAACCCCUGUUUUAGCAUGUCAAGAUCGUGUAUUGAGAGUUUUACAAGGUUCAUCUUUAUUAUAUGAAGUAGAAGUACCAGGUCCACCAGUUACUUUACAAAUAUAUGAUGUUAAUGGAGGUGAAGAAGGAAAUGAAGUAUUAUAUGGUACAUCAGAUGGUAGAAUUGGUCUUGUUUCUCUAGGAUUAUUAUCACCAUCUCACAGGUGGGAAUUACCAAAUGAAAAAAGAAAUGGAGGUGUGUUAUGUUUAGAGAAUUAUGAUAUAACAGCGGAUGGUGUGUUAGAUCUGUUAGUUGGUAGAGAUGAUGGACAGAUAGAAGUUUAUAGUUACGAUGAAUCAGAUGAACCAAUACACAGAUACAGUCAUACAUGUAGUGAAAGUGUUAGAUCUAUACAAGGUGGUAUAGUUAAUACACCAGGUUAUGAUGAGAUAGUCUGUUCUACAUAUGCAGGUUGGGUAUUUGGGCUUACGUCAGAACAUCAAACUAAGGAAUUUGGUCCAGAGGAAGUAUUGGUAGAAUCAGGAACGGCUAAUAAAUUAAUGGGCCUUAAAGAGGAUUUAGAGGAGUUACAACAGAAAGUGAUGAAAGAGCGGGAGAAAUAUCAACAGACGGCUUAUUCUGAUACAGCAGUAUCAGCUGUACCCAUGUUUAAAAUUAACGAUAAGUUUGUUCUGAAUAGAGAAGAUGCCAGUUAUACAUUGAGUCUAGAAUUACAAAUGCCAAUAGACAAUAUACUUUUACAGAGUGAUGUACCAGUUGAUUUAUUAGAUGUAGAGAAAAAUUCAGCUGUUGUUAGUCAUAGUUCCUGUAAUCCUGAGGAAGGUAAUUUUGUGUUGGCUACUUAUCGUUGUCAGGCUAAUACAACACGUUUAGAGUUAAAGAUACGAUCUAUAGAAGGUCAAUAUGGUACAAUACAAGUUUAUAUUACACCUAGAAUACAACCAAAAACAUGUCAAGUUAAACAAUAUCCAAUUAAACCAUUAUCUUUACAUCAACGUACUCAUGUCUUUGAUAAUAAAAGACCAUGUAAUACACUAAAGUUAACAGGACAGUUUAGUUUAGCUGAGGUACAUAAUUGGGUUUGUUUUUGUUUACCUGAGUUACCUGAUAGAACUCCAGCUGGUGAUACAAUGGUAUUCCAUUUUACAUCUACAUUCCUUGAUACACAGUUAGAAUGUUCUUAUAGGAAAGGAGAAGCCACAUUUAAAUCUGAUAAUAUUUCAACAAUAUCCAUAUUAAAAGAUGUUUUAUCUAAAGAAGCUACCAAGAAAAAAAUUAGAUUAGAUAUCAAUUAUGAUAUCAAUGAAAAUUCUAUUCCACAUACUCUUGGAUUAAUUCAUCCUAAACUAGAAUAUCAGUUAUUACUAGCAAAAAAGGUUCAACUUAUAGAUGCUUUAAAGGAAUUACAAGUUCAUGAGGCUGAUAACAAUUUCUUGUCACCUGAAUAUCAACAGAUUUUAGAGGAAGCAGACUCACUUCAAAUAGAAUUCAAGAAACAGCCAUGUCAUUUAGAAAGACUUUAUGGAAUGAUUACUGAUCUAUUUAUAGAUAAAAAUAAGUUCAAAGGUCAGAAUGUGAAAACUAAAGUACCUGCAUUGUUGGAAGUAUUGGAUAACUAUGAAUUAAAAACACUGGUGGAUUUUUUCGAAAAUUCAGUCUAAAUUAAAUAUUCAUCAAAAGUGGAAAUUUAUGUGCAACAAAUAAUAAUCAUGAAUGGUCAGAUUAAUCAAACUUUAAAAAGCACCAAUAAUAUAUGACAAAAAAUAUUCACAGGUCAUAAAAACAAACAUUUUCUUUGUAGUAGUUUAAUAACAUUUGCUCAAUAUGCCUAUAUUUUCAUGGCUUGUGUUUAGCUAUCACAGAUGUCAGUUAUGUUUUGUUUUAUAUUUUACUGUUUUACUACAUUUACAUCUAACAUAUUAAAGAAAGUGUUCAGAUCUUAUUGAGCAAUCAAAUUGUCUAUAUUGGAAUUCAAGGAUAUAAUGGGUUCAGGGGUUGUCUGUGAUAUCACUACCAUGGAUGCAGAUGUUAUACCUGGCCAAACAAAUGCAAAUGUUAUACCUGGCCAAACAAAGAUUGUUAUUGAGACAUAGUUAAUAUGAAUAACAUUAUUGGUAUUGUGCAACGAUUCAAUUCACUAGUACAGAGUGCUCUAGACUCAAGAAAAUGUUCAAUCUUAGAUUGUUAACGAUGGUUGCUAGAUAACCAAGUGUCACUUGAGGUUUAAAAAUUGACCCCGAAAGACAGCGUUUGAUAGAUUCUCAAAGUGUAUUCUAAACAGAUGAUGCACUAUAUUGAAGAUUUCUGGAUCCAAAUGUUUUCAUGUUAUAGGUAGGUCCAUCCAAUAAUGAUUUGCCUUCUUAUCUUAAUGAACUUUUGGAGAUAUAAUGACACUAGAUUUUGAAGAUAACAUGAAGCAGAUCUGUUAAUAGAUCAGAUUUUAAAGUGAAUGCAAUUUUGAAAACGGUAACAAAUCUUUACUGAAGAUGUAACAUUCUUAACUGCAGAUAUGUGAUAGUUGUUUUAUCUUUUUUGAAUAGUAGUGCUUACAAAAUUUUGGAACUUUUUAUCCAAUGGAUUAGAAUCUUUAAAGUCGAAUUCUACUUUGUUUUUUUGUUGUGUUUUUGUAAAUAAAUCAAUACAUGUAAUUGUAUAUCAGUUUUACAUACCCAAGGCUAUGUUUGUGAUAUGAUAUAUCCGUCCUUCACUAAUAUUGUAAUGUGUUAUUUUAUAACAUUCAUCAUCUAGAUGCAUGUUUAUAAGGCCAAAUGAAUUUGAUCUUUAGUUAUUCGGUAUCUUAAUUCUUGAUUAAAGUAGCACCACAUGAGCUAUGUUAAAUUUAGGAAGCAAAACUAAAAAUCAAAUAAGUGUGACUAAACUGUAUUUAUUUUCAGGAAUAAACAAUGAUUGUUUUGUAUAUUAGUGAAUUUCAUUGUUU